AUGCAAGUCUCCGAAUCUUCCACCCAAGGCACCAGCAACCCUUCCCAAGGCACCAGCAACCCUCCUCGAUACGAUCAGACUGGCGUUGAUGUACCUUCUUCCUUCGAUCACGAAGACGACAUCUCCGAUGACGAGGAAGACUCUAAUAUCGACCCUCAGCUUCUUGCCACCGCCGAAGAUACUUUCUCUACAUUUCUGAAUUCCGAUGAUCAAGCAGAGACCGCCGAGGAUGAUGAUACCGCGACGACCAUGGCCAUGACCGAGGCACUGACCCCAUUGUCUACAUCACCAUUUCCAACCGAGACCCUCGCAUGGAUUGAAGCGCUUGCCAAGCUCAAUGUCGUCCGCAGGUCUCGUGGUCUACCAUCGGACCAGGUAGUGUCACCGGCAAAGGAUUCCCCUUCGCUAUUCAUCUACCGAUGCAGAAAUACAUCCUUCGGAUGCUCCUACACCACUUCUAGGAAGUCGCAUCAUCUACAGCAUGAGUCUGGCUGUACUCCAGAGAGGCUUGAGCGGCUCUCGAAUAUUACAGGAAGACAAGAGCUCGUUUGUCCUCGAGAUGGCUGUGGCCGCACCUUCAUGUGGAAGGAUAGUCUGAACGAGCACCUGCGUGGCCAUGACUACGUUCCUUCAAGAUGCCCCAACCCAGACUGCGAGGAUACUACGGUGUUUACCAAUUUCACUGCGUUCAAUGAGCAUCGUCGCAUGCACGAUGGCGCACAAAAGAUUGACGCGCCUCGCGUCUGCCCUCUCAACGAAAAAUGCAACAACCGGCAGACUUGGAAGAAAGCAAAUGAGCUGAAACGGCAUCUUCGGGGCAAGGUCCACAACCUCAACGACGAGGAGAUUACUGCUCUAUUUCGCAAAUACGGAACCGUGCGUAAGGGUUUCAUGCCUCGCGUCUGCCCUCUCCACGACCAGUGUGGAAAUGACCAGACUUGGCAGAGAAAAUCUGACUUGAAGGGGCACCUCAAACACACUGGGGUGCACAGUCUCAACAAGGAGGCGAUUGAUUUACUUCUGGGGGAUACCAACGUUACCGACGAGGAUGAUUUGACUCACAAGAUGCAGAAGGCGGGAGAGCAGGUGAAGGAGGCUGCUAAGAAGAUAUAUCAGGCAGCUUUGAUGCUUGAGGCAUCUAACGCUGGCAUCAAGCCAGCGAAGAGGCAGCGGACCAUGGAGUGGGGCAUUUACUUCGACAGCAGCGGACAUUUGCUUUGGCAGCGGCGGAGACAGUAA
This is a messenger RNA of Lasiodiplodia theobromae, 1239 nucleotides long. Its product is annotated as Cytochrome p450. NCBI's taxonomy places the organism in Eukaryota, Fungi, Ascomycota, Dothideomycetes, Botryosphaeriales, Botryosphaeriaceae. The transcript has a single exon. Bases 1 to 1239 code for a protein of 412 amino acids. The record is from RefSeq and is a predicted model, not a curated record.